Argiope bruennichi is the source of this 1099-nucleotide messenger RNA. RefSeq names its product general transcription factor IIH subunit 3-like (gene Tfb4). Gene Ontology annotation, cellular component: transcription factor TFIIH holo complex; transcription factor TFIIH core complex. Lineage: Eukaryota; Metazoa; Arthropoda; Arachnida; Araneae; Araneidae. Bases 110 to 1015 code for a protein of 301 amino acids. Gene Ontology annotation, biological process: nucleotide-excision repair; regulation of DNA-templated transcription. The transcript is spliced from 12 exons. The record is from RefSeq and is a predicted model, not a curated record.
UAUGAACGAAUGUCUAAUCAGAUACGGUUUGGCGUUCUGGAGUGAACAGUGUGAGACACUGACUUUAUUUCAAAUUAAGUUACUUUUGUAUUUUUUUCUUUCGUAAUUAAUGAUGAAUGAAAACGCAGCUGAUGGAGAGGAAGAAAGAGAAAGUUUAGUUGUUGCUAUAAUUGAUUUGAAUCCAUCCCCACAGAUGAUAAAAGAUGGAGAAUGUAUUGUGCCAAAAUGUUUGGAUGCUCUCAUAGCUUUUUGCUGCUCCCAUGUGAUGCUGAAUCCAUUAAACAAACUUGCUAUCAUUGGUUGUCACACUAGGCAGAGUGCCUUUUUAUAUCCACUUCCAUCUUCAUCAGAAUUUGAAGAUUUUAGACCUUCUGAUGGACAAUAUGAACUCUUUGCCAACAUCAAAAAUGCAGUGCAUACUAAUGUGAAAAAGUUAGUUCUACAAAAUAAUGAAGAGGAAAUAUAUACUGAAUCACUUGUGGCUGGAGCAAUGACCAUGGCUUUAUGUUAUAUACAUCGGUUAAGAAAACAGCAUAUCAUUGAAAAAAAAAUUCAGGCCAGAAUCUUGAUCGUGUCUGCAUCUGGUGAUAGUGCUUCACAAUAUAUGAAUUUUAUGAAUGUUUUUUUCACUUCCCAAAAAGAGGGAGUUUUAAUAGAUGCAUGUGUAAUAGAGAAAGAUUCUGGAUUAUUGCAGCAGGGUUGUGACAUAACUGGAGGAAUGUAUCUGAAAAUUCAAAAUGUUUCUGCCUUAUUACAGUAUUUAUUGUGGAUAUUUUUACCUAACAUGGAGACAAGGAAAAAAAUGAUUCUUCCUACACGAGUACAUGUUGACUACAGAGCAGCCUGUUUCUGUCAUAGAAAUCUCAUUGAAAUCGGAUAUGUUUGCUCCGUCUGCUUAUCUAUUUUUUGCACCUUUAGUCCUAUUUGCUCAACUUGUCAAACGGCAUUUAAGUUGGGUCCUCUUCCUACCAUUAUUGCAAAGAAAAGGAGGAAGCAAGCAUCACUGAGACAAUGAUUUCAAAUUUAUACUAUGAGUGUAUUUCUGUAAAUUUUUGUAAAUGGAAUUUUUAUAUAUAUAGAAAAGGUCUUUUGGUUCAAA